AUGACCUCACCAUAUGUGGUUGCUUUAGCUUGGACUUACCUCCAAAGCCACCUCACUAGCCAAUCAGGCACUCCAGGCGACCUGCCAGUCAGAAGUUGUGCAGGGUCCUUCCGGCUGCCGGCUUCAGAAGCCUUCCGGCUGCCGGCUUCAGAAGCCGGCGCCAGCGGUUUUGUGUACGGUGCUGGGACAGCUGCUGCAGGGAGCUUUGCAGAGAGCAUGGGCGAGCUGGAAAACCACGGCAUGAGUGCAGUGACCUAUGAUGAUGUGCAUGUUGACUUCACUUGGGAAGAGUGGAAUUUGCUGGAUCCUUCUCAGAAGAAUCUCUAUAAAUAUGUGAUGCUGGAGACCUACAGGAAUCUCAUUACUAUAGGAUACCGUUGGAAAGACCACAAUAUUGAAGAACAUUGUCAAAGUUCUAGAAGACAUGAAAGGCAAGAAAGAAGUCAAACUGAAGAGAAACCUUCAAUAUAUACUCAAUGUGUUAAAGCCUUUGCACAUCUUAGUGCUCUUCAAAUGCAUGAAAAAACACACACUGAAGUGAAGCCCUAUGAAUGCAAUCAGUGUGGUAAAGUCUUUGCAUGCAUCAGUAAUCUUCAAAUGCAUCAAAGAACACAUAUUGGAGAGAAACGCUAUGAAUGUAAUCAGUGUGGUAAAGCUUUUGCACAACACAGUACUCUUAAAAUGCAUAAAAGAACACAUACUGGAGAGAAACCCUAUGAAUGUAAUCAGUGUGAUAAAGCCUUUGCACAACUUAGUCAUCUUCAAAUGCAUCAAAGGACACAUACUGGAGAGAAACCCUAUGAAUGUAAUCAGUGUGAUAAAGCCUUUGCAUAUGUCAGUAAUCUUCAAAUGCAUCAAAGAACACAUACUGGAGAAAAACCCUAUGAAUGUAAUCAGUGUGCUAAAGCCUUUGCACAACACAGUCAUCUUCAAAUGCAUGAAAGAACACAUACUGGAGAGAAACCCUAUGAAUGUAAUCAAUGUGAUAAAGCCUUUGCACGACACAGUCAUCUUCAAAGGCAUAAACGAACACAUACUGGAGAGAAACCCUAUGAAUGUAUUCAGUGUGGAAAAGCCUUUGUAUGUCACAGUCAUCUUCAAAUGCAUAAAAGAACACAUACUGGAGAAAAACCCUAUGAAUGUACUCAGUGUGAUAAAGCCUUUGCACAACACAGUCAUCUUCAAAGGCAUAAACGAAUACAUACUGGAGAGAAACCUUAUGAAUGUAAUCAGUGUGGUAAAGCCUUUGUAUGUUAUAGUCAUCUUCAAAAGCAUAAAAGAACACAUACUGGAGAGAAACCCCAUGAAUGUAAUCAGUGUGAUAAAUCCUUUGUACAACACAGUCAUCUUAAAAUGCAUAAAAGAACACAUACUGGAGAGAAACCCUAUGAAUGUAAUGAAUGUGGUAAAGCCUUUGCAUGUCACAAAAGUUUUCAAAGUCAUAAAAGAACACAUACUGGAGAGAAACCCUAUGAAUGUAAUCAAUGUAGCAAAGCCUAUGCAUGUCAAAAAAGUCUUCAAAUGCAUAAAAUAACGCAUACUGGAGAGAAACCCUAUGAAUGUAAUCAGUGUGCUAAAGCCUUUGCAUAUGUCAGUAGUCUGCAAAUGCAUCAAAGGACACAUACUGGAGAGAAACCCUAUGAAUGUAAUCAGUGUGGUAAAGCCUUUGCACAACACAGUCAUCUACAAAGGCAUAAACAAACACAUACUAGAGAGAAACACUGAAUGUAAUCAGUGUGGUAAAGCCUUUACAUGUAUGAGUAAUCUUAAAAAUCAUGAGAAAAAAUCAUACUGCAAAGAAACCCUAUAAAUAUAGUCAGUGUGGUAAAGUUUUGUACUUUAUACAGGAGUAAAACUUCUUGUGUGUGAUCAAUCUGUUAAAGCCUUUCCAUAUCACAAUAGUUUUUGACUAUCUGAAAAAGAUGCUGUGGGUAUCUUAUUAUGAAGUAUUUGGUAAGAUCUUUAUCCAAUGCACUUAUAAUCAGUUACACAAGAGUGUAUAUUCUGUAGAAAAAUAUUUGACAAUGUUAACAAUCUGUUCAACAUUUUGAUGCCCAUUUUUAUAUUGUUUACAACAGAAAACUCAUGGAACAAAUAAACUUAUGAAUUUAUGAAAGCUUUUGUAUGGGGUAAAAGGACCAGACACAGAAACACACCCUGACCGUGAAAAUAGAGCCAGUGAAAGACACACCCCUUUGCCCGGAAAUCAGAGCUAAAAUCAUACUUUGACCCUGAAACAAGAGACAAAGAAACACUUUGUCCCUGAACCAAGAACCAGUGCUAGAAACACCCUGACCCUGAAACUAGACCCGAAAUGUUAAAAGGAGCCAGUGAAAGAAACACUCUUUGGACUUGAAAUCAGAACCCAGGAAACACACUCUACCCUUGACCAACUAAGCACCAAACCAACCAACCCCUGAGCUUGAAACCAGCCAAUGCCUGAGCAUGAAAUACAGCCAAUCUUUGAGCUUGUUCAAGCCCUGUGCCUGCUCAGUUGGCAGCUGUCUUUUACCACCCUGGCAGAAGCAGUGGCUCUCCUGGAUUCCUUUCUCCCAAAUAAGUCUCUUGAAUGAGUUUUGGGUGAAGACGUUUCACUGAAGCAGAUCAGAAUCUCACCAUUGGCUUGGAUCAGAGAAGCAAUGGACACCUCUGCUGGCAAACUCUCUUAAAGGAGCACAGCAGAAGUAACAACUUUUCACUAGAGGCUGCUGCAUUUCUGCAGCCAUUUUCCCCUUACUUGAGUGAAACAGAGAAGUAACAAUUUUGGAUGGAGCUGAAGAGAAAUGGACAUCUCUGCUGGGACACUCCCUAGUAGAGCAGAGCAGAGAAGCAAUUGACAGCUCUGCUGAGAAACUUCCUUAGGGGAGUGGGGCAGAGCAGCAAUGGGCAUCUCUGCUGGGUAACUCUCUUAGCAUAGUGUCACACAGCCCAGUUGUAAUGGCUCCCUUUUGAAGAGGAGCAGAUUACUGCAUUUUGCAGGAAUAUCAUUCCCCACUGGAACACAGCUUCAUGUAUAACCUGACUUCCCAACAGUCAGGGUACCUUUCUCCUCACAGCAGUAGGUAUCCAGGAUAUCUUCCCUUCAAAACUGUAGGUAUGGCCUGAUUUCCAACAGUCAGAGUAUCUUUCUCUUCAGAGCUGUAGGUAUCCAAGAGACCUUCCUUUGACAGCUAUAGGUAUAGCAUGAUUCUGAUAGUCAGGAUACCUUUCCCACCAGAGCUUUAACACUUGCACUAUGAAUUUAAACAAUAAUGUAACCCUUUUAGAUUCUAUACUUCUCUUCAAUUACAUGAAAUAACUAAUUUAGAUUUAAAACCUUUAUGAAUUUGUGUUAGCUCCUUUUUUGUUGUGAUAUAAUAUCUAGGUCAACUUAUAAAUGAGUUUAAUUUGGCCCUUGGUUCUAUAGGGAUUUAGGAACACCAUGAAAGUGGCGUGGCAACAGUGUCAGACACGACAGCUAAAGCAGGAAGCUAAGAACUCACAUCUUUAACCUGCAGCAUGAAGCAGAGAGUGGGAACUAGAAAUGGUGUGUAGAUGUAAAUUCUCAAAGCCUACCCCCAGUGAGUUCUAUCUCUUAGUAACCCAUAUUACUCCUACAAGUUUUUCUAUUAUUUCUACUGGGCAGUGGCAUAUGCAUACUCCUACAUCAACACAUACAUAAAUAGUUUUUAAACCUGAAUAAGUGCCAUUAAGGUCACUUGCAUCCAAAUGACUCCCUAGGUUUCAUCACUAGAUCUCAUAUAGGGGAAGUAGAAAAUAGACAGCUGUAAGUUGUCCUCUCACUCCUACAUACAUCAUGGCACAGGUGUAUACACACAAACAUAGUUCAAACACUUUUAAAUGGAUGAAAUUUAAAAAGUAUAAAAUAACCUAAUUAUUGAGAACAUAUGAAAUGAUUUGUCCAUUUAAAUGAUAGAAUUUCAGGAAAUAUUACUGUUCAUCAAAACAGUGAUGGUCCCUUUUUAAAUUUUAUUUUAUCUAUUUAUUUUCUGAUUCAAUGAUAGGUCAUUUAAAAACACAUACCUUGAGAGCUGGAGAGAUGGCUCAGCGGUUAAGAGCACUGACUGCUCUCCUAGAAGUCCUGAGUUCAAUUCCCAGCAACCACAUGCUGGCUCACAACCAUCUAUAAUGAGAUCUGGUGCCCUCUUCUGGCCUGCAGGGAUACAUGCACACAGAAUAUUGUAUAUAUAAUAAAUAAAAAAAUCUUUUAAAAAACCCACACACAUGCCUCAGCUGGAUUUAGGGGGGUAUAGUUAUAAUCCCAGCACUUGAGAGAGUCUGUUGGGCCAAUGUCUGUGAAUUUGAAGCCAGCUUGGUCCUCAUAAUGAAUUCCAGGGCAUCCAUGGCUAUGGGGACAUAUCUGUCUCAAAAAAUUCUAAAAAGAAAAAAACAUAUUUCAAAUUAGGGAACUUUUCCAAAUGUAAUAUGGCUGGAUUCUGACUGGUUUCAACAAAAUCUUUUGUUAUAUUUAAUCACAUUAAGAGAACUGUUUUAACAAUGAAAAUAAGAAGCAAUAUAGAGAGUCCAUUCACAGAGGUAUAAAAAUCCAUUGAAUCCUUAGACAACCAUCUAGAGAGGACUUUCCUGACCUUUAAGUGACAGGAGAAAGAAGGAGCAGUGGGACAUCUUCAUCUUCAGCAUUCUAUUUGGGACCUGGAGAAAUGACUCAGUAGCACUGAUCCACUUGGGUACCCUAGCACCCAUAUCAUAUUGGUCAGAACUACUUGUAUUUCCAGGUCCUGAGAUCUGGUGCAUCCGUCUAGCCUCUUAGGGAAUCAGAUAUGGAUGGUGAAAGACAUAUAUGUAUGUGAUUCUAUAUUGUAAAAGAAAAAAAAAGGUUUUCUUCAUGUGCCUGUUAUCUUAAAAAAGAAUUAAAUUUAAAUGUAUAAGUUUUGCCAGUGAGUAUACCAAGUGCAUAUGAGGUACCAGAAGAUGGUGUCUGAUCCCCUGUGACUAUAGGUACAGACAGUGGUGAUCUGUCUUUUGGGUGCCAGGAAUUAAAGUCAGGUCCUAUGUAUGAGCAGCCAGUUUUCUAAGUUCUAUUCAGCUCCACAGACAUGUUAUUAAUAGCAGUAAGGUGUGAAUGGUUGCUAAGUUCAUCUUUACAUCAGCACUGAUGACCCAGAAGAAAUAUAAAAUAGCAACAGAAACUAACUUAGACAUGGUGCUGAUAGAAUUUUUUGAGCCUAGAUCCCCACAAAAUGAGGGAAAACUACAAAGAAUUAUCAGGAGGGAAACUGAAAAUAAAAGUCUUUAAAAGAUGAUUGACCAUUUAACCAAAGCCACAAGAGUGAAUUUAUCUCUGAUGUUGUAAACAGGCAGCAAUUGGGACCCAGAAGUUCACAUGUCAGGUGUCCCUUGCUUGAGUUUAUACCUCCUGUAAUAAGAGAAAAGGAACUUGCAGGCAUGAAGUCUGACUUGUCUGAAUAUGAUCAUUUUUUGCUUUCCUGAUGCCUAUAAAACCUUCAGUUUGGAGCUCUGAAUGGUGGUGACUCUAGAUGACAUCCAGAUUAUGAAGAGAUCCUGAGACUUGAUCUGAAGUCUCUCCAAGGCUAAGGCCUCUACAAAGAGCUGUAGAGUUUCAAAGAAUUGUUAGGGAUGGACUUUUGGGUGUGAAAGCCCAAGGUUCAAAUGGCAGAGCAAUGCUUGGGGUGUACCUGAGGACAAGCUGGCAUGGACUGUACUUGGUAUCCACUCAGCUGCGGUGGGUCAGACACCUCCAGGUCUUCUACUCUUUCUUUGUCAACUUGUGUAGCUGUUAUUGAUGGUACCCUGCAGCCUCCACUUUUCAAUUUUUACUGGGAUCUUGAAGCUCCUUAGUCUCCACCCUAUCAAUAUCUGGUACUUGCCUGAGUAUUGAAUAGAAUAAUAAGGAUAUUCUAAGAGACCUUUAUAUCUCUCCCUUUGGAUAACAGCUAAUGAAACAAUAGAUGCUAUGAAAUUCUAAUUUUGGGGGGAAUUUCAUUGUAGGAAAAGACUGACUCCUCUAGAUAAGAAUGUCUCUACUGAAGAAACAUUUACUCCUUAUCUGACCACCUUGCAGGACAGAAAGGAGCUGAGGUUGGAGGGUUUUAGAGAUGGAAAAACUUUCAUUAUAUGGCUUAGUUGUAUUACUUAGUUGUUCAUAUCUCUUGCCAUCUAUCUAAACCUAUUAAGACCCCAAGGAUAGAUUAAUUACCUUAUAUCUUCAUCACUGUUCCAUAUUAGUCAUGCUGAAAAUAAAUCAUGUUUACAAUUUUUUUUAUUAA
Messenger RNA from Peromyscus californicus insignis, 6248 nucleotides. Its product is annotated as zinc finger protein 431-like. Gene Ontology annotation, biological process: regulation of transcription by RNA polymerase II. The transcript has 5 exons. NCBI's taxonomy places the organism in Eukaryota, Metazoa, Chordata, Mammalia, Rodentia, Cricetidae. The record is from RefSeq and is a predicted model, not a curated record. Bases 1 to 1725 code for a protein of 574 amino acids. Gene Ontology annotation, molecular function: DNA-binding transcription factor activity, RNA polymerase II-specific; RNA polymerase II cis-regulatory region sequence-specific DNA binding.